AUGAUGAGCGAAUAUAGAAGCUUCGGCAGUAACUAUCACCAAUCAAGUCAAUCUAGAAAGAUUUCUAUUGGAGUUAUGGCCGAUUCACAACCUCAGAGAAAUCCUGGUCCAGAUAAGAAGGGUGAUGGAGAUGUUAUUCCUAGAGUAGAAAAGUUGAAAUCAGCUACAGUAACUGAGUUACAGGCGAACAAGAAAGAUAAAGGUGUUUUAGCUGCCAAGCAGAGGAAUGCAGCUAAGGCCACAGAACAUGAGACUUCACCUUUGAGGUCACCGAGAUCGUCUUAUCGGAAACUGGGGACUCUGGAGAAUGUUCUCUGUAAGCAAGCGUCUAGUUUGCUUGGUAGCAAAGGGUUAAACAAGGGACUUAAUGGAGCAGCACAUCAAAAAUUUCCUGUCUCGAAUCCUCAGGGCAGUGAUGAUGAGCUGAACGGUGGCAGGAACGAUAAAGGGAUAGAUAGGAGUCCAGAGAGGAUGGAAGAGCCUCCAUCUGCAGUCUUGCAGCAAAAGGUUGCUUCACAUAGAGGGGAGAUGGAUAAACCAGAGAAGGAUAAAAAUGGAACUAGUGAUGCUUUGAGAUCAAAACUGUGGGAAAUAUUGGGAAAAGCUUCGCCAGAAAAUAAUGAAGAUGUGAACUCUGAGACUCCAGAAGUAGUUAAGACCAACUCCAAGUUGAGUCAAGACAAGGGUUCUAAUGAUGAUCCUCUUAUUAAGCCUAGACACAAUUCAGAUUCUAUUGAAACUGAUUCUGAAAGCCCUGAAAAUGAAACCAGAAGGCCAGUAACUAGAUCUUUGUUGCAGAGGAAGGUAGGAGCCAACAAAGGUGUCCAGAAGAAAACCAAAGCUGGUGCCAGCGCAGAAAAAGUAAAUAAUAUAUUCUCUUUUGAAGAAGGUUUGCGCGAGAAAAUUGGCACUGCUAUGAAUUCCAGUGGUAUGCCGAAGAAACCAAGGGGUAGAGGAAAAAACACUGUUGUACAAUGCCGUAAGGUUCAGAGGGAGACCAGCAAGAGUAAAACUCCACCACGUUCCAAGAGCACAAGAACUGGCAAAAGGUCUUCAUUCUCAGACAAAAAGGGAAGUUCCCAUGAGCUUAAUCCACAGAGAAAAGCGCAGAAACAGAAACCAGAUAUUAGCACAAGGGAAGAAGAUUUUUAUCCUUCGCCAGAAGCUGAAACAGCAGCAGCUACCCCAGAGGUGUUCCAUGGAUUAUCUAAAAAUGGCGAUAAACAAGAAAGGCCGAGUAAUGUUUGCAGGGAAAAGUCUGCUGAGCCAGAAAACGAAUUCCAGAGUCCAACCUUUGGAUAUAAAGCAGCAAUCUCAAGUCCCUCCCCAUGUUUUUCUCCUGAAGCAUCUCCUAUGCAUCCUCGGAAUAUUAGUCCUACUUUAGAUGAGACAGAGGCACCAAUAUUUAGCUUUGGUACUAAGAAAACCUCUCAAAGGACAACAGGCAAAGCGUCAGAUACAGAAAGGAGAUUGCCUGACUUCUUGGAGAAGAAAAGAGUUUUUUCUUUCGGAAAAAAACGUUCUGCCAAGCCAAAUGAAGAUUUAGUUAUGUCAGAUCCGUCGUCUGAUGAGGAAAGCUCAGGAGAUGAAUCACCAGCGUUGGGCCAUUACAACAGUCCGGAAGAAAGAGAAACUGCCAAUUGGAGUAAUGAGAAAUCUAAGCGGGAAUUUAGCUCAGCUAAACGGAACUCAAACCUUAAGGGUAAUGGAUUUAGCUCAGCUAAACGGAACUCAAACCUUAAGGGUAAUGGACGUGUCGUGUUAAGUCCUACCUCAUCUUUAUCCAAAGGGAUCGAUAAAACUGAUAUUUCGGAGAUGGAUGAAGAUGUUGGCUUGGGAAGGGCUGUUGCAUCGUUUGCUUCGGCUCUUGAAAACUUUGAGAAAAAACUGAAAUCUGGAGCCAAAAAGAAGUCUUCAGAGAUUAUAGCAUCAGUCUCCUCGGAGAUACAUCUAGAGUUGGAGAAUGUGAAGUCUCACAUCAUAACAGAAGCGGGAAAGACGAUUAACAUAGCCAGAACUAAGAGAAAGCAUGCUGAAACAAGAUUACAAGAGCAACAAGAGAAAAUGAGAAUGAUUCAUGAAAAGUUCAAGGAAGAUAUAGGGCAUCAUCUUGAAGAUUUCAAGCGUACAAUCGAAGGGCUUGAAACAGACCAUUCAGAGUUGAAAGGAGCCUUAAAGAAGCAAAAAACAUCACACCAAAAACUCAUAGCGGAAUUUGAAGGAGGCAUCGAGAAAAAACUGGACAGUGCGGCGAAAAGAAUCGAUUCUGUCAACAAGGCAAUCUGCGAGAAGAAAGAUGAUGCAGCUGAAAAUGACAAUGGGGAAAUGUUUGAAGGACGGUGUGUUAGAUUGACCUCUCUGAGUCUGAGUCUGAGUCUCACAUCAAUCACACACUGGUCUCAUGCUUAUAUUGGUAUAGUUUACUGUAAUAUGUGA
Molecule: messenger RNA, 2436 nt
Organism: Arabis nemorensis
Lineage: Eukaryota; Viridiplantae; Streptophyta; Magnoliopsida; Brassicales; Brassicaceae
Source: the annotation of a GenBank genome assembly